Molecule: messenger RNA, 3306 nt
Organism: Monoraphidium neglectum
Lineage: Eukaryota; Viridiplantae; Chlorophyta; Chlorophyceae; Sphaeropleales; Selenastraceae
Exons: 14
Coding region: 1-3306 (1101 amino acids)
Source: RefSeq, a predicted model, not a curated record
AUGUCGGCGAGGCUGCAGGCUGCUGGCGUGCCUCUGGCGCUGGCGGCACUGGGUCUGGAUGUGGGUUCGCUGAAGGCUGCGGGGCUGCCGGACCAUGCAGUGGCAGCGCUGCAUCGCGCGCUGGGGGCGCAUGCGGAGGCGUGGCGCGGGGUGGUGGCCGCGGGGGUGGACCAGCUGAGGGCCGUGCUGGUGCGGCAGGGCGGCGCGGCAACAGCUGCUGCGGUGCAGCUGCUGGGCGAGCCGACAGAGGCGCUGGAGGGCCUGGUGGCGGACUACGCUGCGGCGUACGCGGCGAUGAAGGAGCAGCUGGAGGUGCGGCUGCGGCACGAGGCGCGGCGCGGGGACCACUACGAGGCGCGGUCUCAGCAGCUGGAGGGGGACCUGCGCGAGGGGCGCGCACAGCUGGAGGCGACACAGAGGCAGCUGGCUGACUCGAGAUCUGAGGUGGCCGCCCUGCAGAACAACCUCUCAGUGCAGGCUGCAGCAGCAGCAGCCCACGCAGCCGCAGCUGCUGAGGCGGCCGAGGAAGCAGCGCGUGCUCUUGCGGCGUCAGAGGCGCAGCGUGCGGGCGAAGCUGGAGAGGCUGCACGCGUGCAGGGCGCCCUGAGGGUGCAGCUGGACGAGGCGGCGGUGCAGGGUGCGGCGCUGGGCGAGGCGGCGCGGCAGGGCGAGGCGCUGCGCGUGCUGUACGCGGAGGAGCUGGCGCGCGCGAGCCGCCUGGCCGUCGAGCUGACGCGCGCGAGAGAGGCGGCGGAGCGCGCCGAGGAGGAGGGUGGCAGCCUGCGGCGCGCGCUGGCGCGGGGCGAGAGCCAGGUGGGGCAUGCCGAGGACGAGGCUAAUGCUCUCAGAGCACGAACUGGGCAGCUGGAGGCCACUUUGAACAAGCGGGCCGACGAGCUGCGCGGCGCUACGGACAAUUUGGCGGCGACUCGCCUGGCUUUGGAGCGCAGCCGCACCGCGGCAGUGGAUGCGGCUGCGUCGGCGGCGGCCGUGGCUCGCUCCCUGGGUCACCGCCUGCGUGACACCCAGGACCAGCUGGCCGCCAGCGAUAAGGCGGGCAGAGCUCUGGACGAAUCACUCAAGCUGCGGCAGCGGGAGCUGGAGGGGGCCAACGCACAGAUUAAGGCCGGCCGCGGUCACCUGAAGCAGCUGCUGUCUGACUUAGAGGGGGAGCAGGAGCGCGCCGCAGGUCUGGUGGCCGCGCUGGACGAUGCGCGCGCCAAGCUUGUCUCUGCUGAGGGCUGCAAGGAGGUGGCCGAGGCCCGGCUGGUGCGCGCGCAAAAGCAGGUGGCGGUCGCGAAUGAGGCGGCCGCGGAGCUGGAGGCCAAGAACAACGCCCUGGCGGCGCAGCUAAAGGACCGUGAAGCUGAGGUGGCGCAGCUGACGGAUUCCCUGGAAGCAUCCGUCGCGACUGCUACUGCGGCGGAGGCAGAGGGCGAGGCUCUGAGGGCGCGUGUGGUGGGCCUGGAGGCUGUCGCGGCGCAGCACACGGCGCUGGUGGAAGUGCACCGGGCCGUGGUGGAGAGGGUGGAGGCGCUGGAGGCGGCACAGCACGAUGCCGAGCGGGAGCUCCGAGGCAUGCAGGCGGCGGCUGACGAGCUGCAGCAGCUGCAGGCCGAUACGCGUUCUCGGGCUGAGCGUCUGCAGGAGCAGCUGCGGGCCGUGGACGGCGAGCUGGCCAGCGUGCGCUCCCUGCUGGGCACCGCGGAGGUCCAGGCGGCAGAGGCGCGGCUGCUGCGCAUCAGGGUGGCUGAGCUGGAGGACAGCUCACUGCGGCUUCAGCGCGAGGUGUGGGGGCUGUGGUGCAAGUGGGACGGCUGGUAUGCGGCUCUCGAUUCUGAGGAGGUGCUGGGCGAGGCGUGUGAGUCUGGCAGCGGCGCGGCGGCGCUGGCGCGCGACCUGGCGGACGCCCUGGCGGCCACUGAGCAGCAGCUGGAGGAGGUCGAGGCUGACAGACAGGUGGUUGCGGCGCAGCGCGACAGCUGGAUGGGCAGCUUCCAAUCAGCGUACGGCAAGCUGCAGGCCUACCAGGCCCAGAUUCAGGCGGUCGCUGCGCUGCAUGGCCAGGUGGGCUCCCUGGUGGUGCAGCUGCGCGAGGCACACGCAGACGCGGACGGCGCCAGCGCCCUGCUGCAGCAGGAGCGCAAGGAGGCGUCGUCGCGUGCAGUGGCUCUGAAGAGCCAGCUGGUGGAGGUCAAGGGGGCCCUGGCAGAGCUGUCUGGGGACCACGAGGUGCUGCGGCAGGCGCACGCCGCUCUGGUGGCGAAGGACCUCCUGGCCACUGGCCUGCUGAGGGACAGGCCCCGGAAGGUCCGGUUCCGCAGCCUGCCGCAGGAUGCGCUCCUGCCGACGCGGCUGGCGGGCCUGGUGGAGCGCCUGGCGGCAGCGCCGGGCGUCAGUUCCCUGCUGCCCUGGGUGGCGGGGGGCGCGUUCCUGGGGCACCUGGGCCGCGGCCAGGAGCUGGGGCGGCCCCUGGCGGACGUUCAGGCCCCUGAGCUGCACCUGCUGCUGCUGGAGGCCUGCGACGUCCUGGGCCUGGGCCAGCCCCCGCGUGUGCACCUGCUGCCGGGAGACUCGCCACACAUACACCUGCUGACAGUGCCCGAGGCGUGGGCGGCUGCGCCCCCGGGUGGGGCUGCCAGCGGCGGAGGCGUGUUCUCCUGGCGGCGGCAGGGGCUGCUGGUGGUGACGCGGGGGGCGCUGCAGGGGCUGAGCCCCGCUGAGCUGCAGGCCGCGCUCGGGGCUGCGCUGGCCCCUUUGUGCCUACCUGGUGGCUUGGGCCGGGACCCCGCAUCUGCAGCGGCCCAGGCCUCAACCUCGCCCCGCGCAUGCCUUGCCGACCUGGCCACUCUGGCCUCACUGGCGGCGCUGGCCCCAGCCGCACUCUGGCGGGCGCUGCCGCCGCAGCUCAGGGCCAUGACGGGGGGCGGCGGUGGCGGCGGCGGCGGCGGUGGCGGCGGCGGAGACCUGGCGGCAAUGCUUGUCGCGGCGGCACGCCUGGUGGCCAUAGGCUGUGACCGCGGGGCGCUGCUUGUGUCUCAGGACCUGGGGACUGCCGUGGCGGCCGUGGUGGCGGCCAGCGGUCCAGUGGGCGGCGCAGCGACUGCGGGCGGCAGUAGCUGUGGCGCAGGGGCUUGGCUGCAGCGUGCGGCGGAGGCCGAGGGCCUGGAGGUGGAGCAGCUGCUGGAGUGUGGCGGCCGGGCGCUGAGUGACGAUGCGGCACUGCUGCUGCGGCUGCGCGAGCUGGUAGCGUGGGACGCAUCAGACGAGUAUGCUGCGCUGAUGGCCCAUCCUGCACCACCUUAG